Messenger RNA from Cyprinodon tularosa, 1144 nucleotides. RefSeq names its product RAB42, member RAS oncogene family (gene rab42b). Gene Ontology annotation, molecular function: GTP binding; GTPase activity. NCBI's taxonomy places the organism in Eukaryota, Metazoa, Chordata, Actinopteri, Cyprinodontiformes, Cyprinodontidae. Bases 314 to 982 code for a protein of 222 amino acids. The transcript is spliced from 3 exons. The record is from RefSeq and is a predicted model, not a curated record.
AACUUUAAAGUCCACACCCCUGCAUGACUAUGAACAUGCUAGUAUCAUUUACCAUCAGGAGCUUACAUAAGAGCUGUUGUGUUACUGACAUUAUCGUGCAGGGCAUUUUAGAUUUGAUGGGUAACUACUAAAAGCCUAGCUAUGAAAUGUAUUGCAUUUUGGGAUGGGAGUGAUCCUGGACUGUGCAAAUGUUUGGAAGAUUAACAAGGAGUGGCUGUUUGGUUGUUUCCCAACUCUUGGAGUGUAAGAGCAAACAUUUAAAUCCCAAGGGUUGAAUUUUUGUUUAAAAUAUCAUUUUUCACUUUUAGCAAGAAUGGACCUGACGCUCUGGCAGUACCAGUUUAGGAUCAUCAUGCUGGGGGAUUCCACUGUGGGCAAAUCAUCCCUACUAAAACGUUACACUGAGGACUUGUUUUUGGAGUCUAUCAACCAGACAGUGGGUGUAGAUUUUUACGUUCACUUCCUUGAGGUGGAGCCUGGGGUCCGGGUAAAGUUGCAGUUCUGGGACACAGCUGGGCAAGAGAGGUUCAGAUCAGUGACCCGUUCCUAUUAUCGCAACUCAGUUGGAGGACUGCUUGUGUUUGACAUCACCAGCAGGCAAUCUUUUGACCAUAUAAAGGAGUGGCACGCUGAGGUGUGUGAGCGAGUGCAGCCACAGAAGGUUCUGUUUGUCUUGGUGGGUCAGAAGAUUGACCGGGAUGCUGAUGGUGAGAGAGCGGUGAGCCAGGGAGAGGCCCAGAAACUGGCCGGACAGCUGGGGAUGCCCUACAUCGAGGCUUCUGCGAAGACGGGCAAAAACGUGAGGGAGUCAUUCGAGCUCCUUACUCGGAGGGUCUACCAGGGUCUGUUGAGCGGAGAAGUGCAACUGCAGGAGGGCUGGGAUGGUGUCAAGUGUGUUGCUCCACAGGCGCUGCAGUCAAAAAGAAACAGUGUGUCUAAACCCAGCUCACCGACCAAUAACAACAAAAAGUGCUGUGGGUAAAUACUGGACUGACAAACCUAUGCUGCUGUGCAAGCUGGAAGGUUGGAGUAAUGGUGCCAUUGGGAAAUGUAACCACCCUAAAAGACACUCAAAAUGUACUUUUGUAUCUAUAAGUGGAAAGUUCUAAAUAUUUAUGAGAUAUUAAACCCUUGAUGAUAGUUU